GCCCGGUAUAAUAGUACUUGUAUUCUCUCGAAGAUCGAACGCUGUUGAUGUCACGGGGAAACCUGACAUUGCUGACGAUGGUGUCGACCAUCGGUGGCUUCUUGUUUGGGUAUGAUACGGGCGUCAUCUCCGGGGCACUUCUCUUCUUGCAGCAGGAGUUUCAGUUGACACCGUUUGAAAGCGAACUGGUCGUGUCCGCGACGGUGUUUGGUGCGAUUGCUGGCGCCGUCAUCGGCAGCAGUGCCAACGAACUGUGGGGGCGACGGAAGGUCAUUCUCUCCUCUGCCUUGCUCUUUGCGUUCGGCGCGCUUGGCAUGGGGCUAGCACGGUCCGUGCAAGAGCUCGUGCUGGGUCGACUCGCCGUCGGCGUUGGGCUCGGCCUUUCGUCCAUGACAGGUUGACCUUUACAUACUCCUCUCAUGCAUGAUCCAUCAAAUAACGUCUUCGUUUCCAUCUAUCAACGUUCAUGUUUCCUUCAGUGCCCCUGUACAUUGCCGAAGUGUCGCCGCCCGACAUGCGCGGCACGCUCGUGUCCCUCAAUACGCUCCUCGUGACCGGUGGUCAAUUCUUCGCCACCGUGUUCGCGGCAGUCUUAAGCAGCUCUCCGUCUGGGUGGCGAUACAUGCUUGGCCUGGCUUCCCUUCCUGCCAUGUUGCAGUUUAUCGGGUUUCUCUUUCUUCCAGAGUCCCCACGAUGGCUCGUUCAACAUGGCCAGCACGACGCCGCCGUGGCCGCCCUCGCUUCCAUCCGAGGCGAAAAGGACUUUCAACACGAGUUGCGUAGCAUGGAAGCUGAGUUAACCACACUUAGUCGUGGCGGCGCAGGCAUCGCUGGCUUGUGGACUGCAAUCUCGCAGUUUGCUUCUGUGCGACGAGCUGUGGUGCUUGGGUGCGUGUUGCAGAUGCUACAGCAGUUUUGCGGUAUCAACACGGUCAUGUACUACGGCGUGACGAUCAUUCGCCUCGCGGGGUUCACCGACAGCCACGUGGCCAUCUGGCUGGGCGCGGUGGUUGCGUUAAGCAACUUUUUGUUUACGUUUGUCGGGAUCUACUUGGUCGAUCGCAUGGGCCGGCGCCAGCUCACCCUGGGCAGCUUGCUUGGCGUGAUGGUCAUGCUGCUCGUCCUUGGCGCGGGGUUUUACGUGGCCGAAGUCCAGUCGCCGCCCGUCCAUGGCGGCAUCGACGCCUGCGCCGACUUCACCACAUGCUUUGAUUGUGUGGCCAGCACGAGCUGUGGCUUUUGCCCCGUCGCGUCGCUCUCGCCCCCACCGUCCGUUGUUGUUGACGCUGCUAGUAGUAGUAGUACUAGUAGUAGUGGGGUGUGCUACCCGGGGACGGCCGCCGGGCCCGCGCAUGCCGCCUGUGCGGGCGGCGGCUGGUCCUUUGAUGCGUGCCCCAACACCACCCACGCCCCAGGCUACGUCAUUCUCGCCGCUUUGUUUGUGUACUUGGCGUGUUUUGCCACUGGCAUGGGCCCCAUGCCGUGGACUAUCAACGCAGAGAUCUACCCCCUCUCGGUCCGAAGCACCGCCAUCAGCCUCGCCACCGCCGUGAAUUGGAUCUCCAACCUUGUUGUGUCCUUGACGUUUUUGAGUUUGAUCCAAGCUACGUCUACGUACGCCACGUUUUGGCUGUAUGGCGCGGUCGCUACGGUCGGGUUUGUGUACUUGGUGUACCAUUUGCCAGAGACCAAGGGGUUGACACUGGAAGAAAUCGAUGGCGUGUUUCAAGUGCGGGGCGGGGUCACGUAUGAGCCGGUGGCCACGGACCGCACCUUGUAAGCCACCGAUUCUUAGCGAGCCAUGUAUGUAGAACAAUCACUAGUUAUCCGACUUUGAAGUACACUUUUGCGAAGACGCUGGACGUGGUGUUGGUUGUUACUCGGUCUUUUUCGAUGGGGCGGCGGCGGGUUUGGUUCCCAUGCUGAACUUGAGGACGGGGAACAACACGGCAUACAGCAACGGCGUGGCAAUCAACAGGAACGCCGCCCACAUGUAGAUCGCAUUGAGCAGAAUGAACCGGAACUGGGACAACGUGCCGACCAAAUCUUCUUGGAGUCCCUACGCAACCAUUUGUUCGUUCGUUUGUUCGUCAUCAUGAAGCAGAGGUUGUCGGCGCACCGUGAAGAGCGCAUUCACAGAG
Aphanomyces astaci is the source of this 2141-nucleotide messenger RNA. RefSeq lists its product as hypothetical. Gene Ontology annotation, biological process: transmembrane transport. The transcript has 5 exons. Bases 467 to 1780 code for a protein of 437 amino acids. Gene Ontology annotation, molecular function: myo-inositol:proton symporter activity. NCBI's taxonomy places the organism in Eukaryota, Oomycota, Saprolegniomycetes, Saprolegniales, Verrucalvaceae. Gene Ontology annotation, cellular component: membrane. The record is from RefSeq and is a predicted model, not a curated record.